CAUAUACACAGGUUUACACGCUUACGCCAAAAAGACAUCAAAAAGUGCUAAUCUUUGGACCAUACUCUUCACUGCACAACUCUCUUGUAUUGCCUUGGUCUAUCUUUUUCAAGAUAAAUGGUCUUAUAUCCAAAGCCAAGCUACCUUUAACAGAAAUCAAUCCGUUGAUCAUAACAGCAACAUCUCAACCGCAGAGACUGGCCAUGGAUACGAGGUCGAAGAGAGUAAACCGGAGUUAGAGAAAUGCUAAAAGCGCCAAGCUAAGAAGCUAUUAGUAAUUUGGUCUUACUUUGAGAGAUUGUUUUCUAGGAGACAAAAAGAGUUUCAAAGAGCCAAUAGACAUAUAUAUCACACAAACACAUCAUAUAUAUGCCGAUAUAUAAAAACCAAAGGCACACAAGAAAAUAAAAUUAAAUCACACAAUUCUUCUUCUUCACCAAACCACAAACGUUGACAACUUGUGUGAGUUUUUGCAAUGAUGAGAGGUGCUGCUCCCACCGGAGUAGUAUCGGUCAUGGUUUUAAUGAUACUUGUGUUGUUAAAACAAAUAGAGAGUGCUAGUGCGAAUGGUUCAUCAUUAGGGCUACCACCUAGAAAGUUUUGUAAUAUUUAUCAAGGAAGUUGGGUCUAUGACAAAUCUUACCCUCUCUAUGAUUCCAAGAAUUGCCCUUUCAUCGAGAGACAGUUUAACUGCAAGUCCAAUGGUCGCCCUGACAGCGAGUACCUCAAGUAUCGAUGGCAACCUUCCGGUUGCAAUCUCCCCAGAUUCAACGGCUUAGAUUUUCUGGGAAGGAUAAUGAAAGGGAAGAAACUGAUGUUCGUAGGAGAUUCACUGAGUCUAAACCAAUGGCAAUCUCUCACGUGUUUGCUCCACAACGCCGCACCAAAAGCCAAUUCCACAUCCACACGUUCCCCUUCUGGCCUCUCCGUCUUCUCAUUCCCCGCUUACAAUUCUUCGAUUAUGUUUUCAAGAAACGCGUUUCUUGUGGAUAUAGUCGGAGCCCCACCGAAGCGAGUGAUGAAGCUUGACUCAAUCUCGAGUGGUUCGUUGUGGAAAACCGCAGACGUUUUGGUCUUCAACUCUUGGCAUUGGUGGCUUCACACAGACCGAAAACAACCAUGGGACGCAAUUAUGUCCGGGAAUGUAACGGUUAAAGACAUGGACCGGUUAGUGGCAUAUGAGAAAGCAAUGAUGACUUGGGCUAAGUGGAUUGAUCAAAAUAUUGAUCCUUCCAAAACCAAAGUCUUCUUCCAAGGUAUUUCUCCGGACCAUGGCCGGGCAAGGGAAUGGUCGAAACAAGGUGGCAAAGGCAGUUGCAUAGGAGAAACAAAGCCGAUUAUGGGAUCGAGUUACCUGGCUGGGCCGCACGCAGCCGAGAUGGUGGUGGCGAAAGUGAUAAAGACGAUGAAGAAUCAGGCGCGGUUAAUGGAUGUGACAUUGAUGUCUCAGCUAAGGAAAGAUGGACAUCCUUCAGUAUACGGUUUUGGCGGUCACAGAAUGGCGGAUUGUAGCCAUUGGUGUCUCUCUGGAGUCCCGGAUAGCUGGAACCAGCUCUUGUAUUCUGAGCUGUUUCAUUCUUAAAAUUUUGAUGGUUUUGACACAAAACUAAAUUCAUUAUAUGAUUUAUACAUUUAUUUAUGACCUAACCAUGUUUGUGUUGUUUUACACAUUUAUUUUAUGUCAUAAACAUGUUUAUUUAGAAUUUC
This is a messenger RNA of Arabidopsis thaliana (thale cress), 1707 nucleotides long. RefSeq names its product TRICHOME BIREFRINGENCE-LIKE 43 (gene TBL43). NCBI's taxonomy places the organism in Eukaryota, Viridiplantae, Streptophyta, Magnoliopsida, Brassicales, Brassicaceae. The coding region runs from base 476 to 1582 and encodes 368 amino acids. Gene Ontology annotation, cellular component: membrane. The transcript is spliced from 6 exons. The record is from RefSeq and is marked reviewed. Gene Ontology annotation, molecular function: O-acetyltransferase activity; transferase activity.